UUUGACGGUUAAUUUUUUCAGCAAAUUUCUUAUAAACGAUGUACUCCAUAUCCCGUUACUCAAAAAUCCCGCUUCAGCGUAUUGGUCAUCUUACCAAAAUAGGCAAUCUACACAAAUAUGUUCGGCCGUUUGUACUUAGUACUGUGCACUACUCGAAGUCCAAAGGAAGCGACUGUGAUAAAAAACCUUUUAAGGGAAACAAAGAACUUCUAAAUCGAAAAGAAAAGAAAGCGCCCAAAUUCGAGAUGAAAAUCAUGCCUGUCUCAUAUCAGAAUCUCAGCUACGAAGAGCUUAAUAUGAAGCUGGGUCGCGAACUGUCGCCCCAUCUGACAAUCUAUAAGAUACAGUUGACAUCAGCGAUGUCCAUCCUUCUGCGCAUAAGUGGAUUCGUCUUGGGCAUGGGGUUCUGGGCAAUUGGUUUGAUGGGCUUGUUCUGUAAUAUGGAUAUCAAUGAACUUGCCACAAAGAUUGAGGAAUUCGAGUUGAGUAAGAAUUUCCUUAGUUUUCUCAAGUUUAUUAUAAUUCUACCCUUUGCGUACCAUAUGGUGGUUGGUACGCGCCACCUUAUAUUUUAUUUGAACGUGUUUCUCAGCAAGAAAGGAAUUUAUGCAACUGGCUAUGCUGCCUUGGCAAUGACCCUAAUUGUGGCAGCUGCCUUGACUGGCAUCAAUCUUGAGAACGAAAUGGAAGACCUUUGUGAAGUAUCAAAUGUUGGACAACUCGGAGCGGAAGUGCAGAGCUUGGUGAAUGAGAAGAGUGAUGAAUAAGUAAAGAAGGAGAUGAAUUCUGAUUAACAAGCCUUAAAGCUGACAACAAUUGUGUUAUUUACAAAAUUUACCGACUGGCUUUCAGUUUUAUAAAUGUGAUACUAAUAUUGUUUGAUGGUUCUUCAAUUCUUCAAAUUGUGUAUAAAACUAAACUACACGCCAGUAAAUAAAAUAUAUAAAAUCAAA
Molecule: messenger RNA, 953 nt
Organism: Drosophila grimshawi
Lineage: Eukaryota; Metazoa; Arthropoda; Insecta; Diptera; Drosophilidae
Gene: SdhCL
Exons: 2
Coding region: 39-767 (242 amino acids)
Biological process (GO): mitochondrial electron transport, succinate to ubiquinone; tricarboxylic acid cycle
Cellular component (GO): membrane
Molecular function (GO): succinate dehydrogenase activity; electron transfer activity
Source: RefSeq, a predicted model, not a curated record